GUACAUUAUUUAAUUAAACAGAUUAGAUACAUUUAACUUCAUAUACUAAAUUAGAAAAUAUCACAGACUGUAAAAUGCUAUGUAAAUAUUUAACUUGCAAAUAAUCAUCAUUUAUAUAAAAAGUUUACACUGAUCAGAUUGUGGAGGUUUUGGUGUCAUGUCCGUUACCGAAAUUAGACUUCCUGACAAUAUGUAGCAUUAGCGUAAUUCCUUCUAAGUUUGAUUGACACCUUUCAGUGGUUUAUGGGAAUAAUUGCUACCAAGAACUUUUUUAUGUCCCCCACCACUAUAGUGGGGGACAUAUUGUUUCUUCCCUGUCUGUAGGUCUAUCUGUCUGUAGGUUUGUUUGUUGGUUUGAGUGUAUGUUUGCGUCAAACUUUAAAAUUUGCCAUAACUUUUGCAAUAUUGAAGAUAGCAGCUUGAUAUUUUGCAUGCAUGCAUGUGUAUCUCAUGGAGAUGCACAUUUUGAGUGGUGAAAGGUCAAGGUCAUCCUUUAAGGUCAAAGGUCAAAUAUAUAGCUUCAAAGCGGCGCAAUAGGGGACAUAGUGUUUCUAAAAACACUUUUCUUGUUUAACCAUGUGACCCUGACAUUAACCUAACUAAAAAUCCUGAUAAUUUACAUUUAGGCUUAGUACUAGCACUUAGCAAGUUUCAUUAAUAUUCCUGCAUUGGUUUGUUUACGAGAAGAGGCGUGGACAAGGGAAACAUUUCUUUACUUUAUGCUUUUGUUUGCUCUUGUUUGAAGUACAAGAAAUCCAUGUUUUAACCUUCUAACCUUGACCCAAAUAAAAAUCCUCACAGUAUGCCGAACCAAGCUAGCUAUUAAUAAAUCUGACCAAGUAACAUUAAAAUCCUUCAUUGAUUUAUGCAAAGAAGCACUGGCAAGGUAAUUAUGUUUUUAACCUUGUGAACUUGACUUAAUUGACAAAUCUGCCAAUAUGCAAACCAAGGCUUUGUAAUGAACACUCCUUCUAAGUUUCUUUUUAAUCCUUUAAGUGUUUUAUGAGAAUAAGUGCUGACAAGAUUCAAGGAACAUCUAACCAGACAUCCUGACAUCACUCUGGACAGCGCAAAAAAUAUGUCUCCAUUACCAGCUAGGGAAUUUCAUUCCUUAUUCAUUCCAAAAAUUUAGCAAAUAAUAUUUGUACUCAUAAUGUAUCAUUUAUGGUGAUUUGAUGAUGUUGUUUUUUUACUUUUUGCUUUUGAACAGUAAAUUUGUGCACAUUCGGCGCUUAUCCAGCAUUGAUAUGGGCGGACCAAUACAUUGGAACAUACUCUGCCCACGUCAUGCAAAACAGUCAGAUUCAAUAUCUUGCGGUGUCUACGUUUUAAAGUAAGCAGAAUGCUACCUGCAGAAUCAAUCCCUAGAGUUUGUGCUCAGCAAAACACAACUACUAGAAGAACGGAGACGAAUAGCCAGAAGACUGCUUUCUGAAGGGGAAUUCAUUGGAUGUCAUCUAGAAGAGAUAGCAAGUAGCCCAUCAGUCGAACAUGAGAACUCGGACCAGCUGGCAAACACCCCUGCCUCUGCCAUGGAUUUGGAAGGGGGAGACACUGACCCAGUAGUCGAUCAUGUGGCAACAACUAGGAACUCGGACCAGCUGGCAAACACCCCUGCCUCUGCCAUGGAUUUGGAAGGGGGAGACACUGACCCAGUAGUCGAUCAUGAGGCAACAACCAGGAACUCGGACCAGCUGGCAAACAACCCUGCCUCUGCCAUGGAUUUGGAAGGGGGAGACACUGACCCAGUAGUCGAUCAUGUAGCAACAGCCAGGGAGUCAAGAUAUCCAGCCAGAGCGAGUACAUCAAAGGUUUGUGGCAGACAUUACCUGUUGACUUAUCAAAGAGGGAUGUAUUUAGCUUUACCCUCCCAUCAAAACAUGCACCUUUUCGCAGAGAGUCCAUUAUUUAUUAUUAACCUAAGAGUCAGAGAAACUCAUUGUCUGUGCAACAUGCCGGAUGAUGGAAGAGAGUACUGGCAGUGUGAAGGAUGCUUUAAAUGGUUCCAUCCGGAAUGUGUUGGUGAGUCAGUGGAACCAGAAAAGUACAAGUGCGCAUCAUGUUCACACAAGUGAACCAUACUAUUCUGUCGUAAAACAGUUGCGGGGAGUUAAAGAUCCCAACCUAAAAGCUUAUCUUGCGAAGGAUAAAUAGUGAGUCAAAGCGGACACAGUUGAUGAGGAAAUAUGCAUCCAGCAUUGGAAGCAAAAAUUUUCUUUAAAAAAAUACAAUUAAUUUAAUGAGGUAGUUUACAUAAUGCCCUGUCUGUUGGUUUGUUUGUUUGUGCAAACCUUAACAUUUGCAAUAACUUUUGCAAUAUUAAAGGUAGCAACUUCAUAUAUAGCAUGCAUGUGUAUCUCAAGGAUCUACACACUUUGAGUUGUGUAAGGUCAAGGUAUUUUUUUUGUUGGUAAAAUUGAUGAAUUAAUAUGACAUCUCUUUGCAAAUUGUUUAAAAAUUAAUACAUAACUUGUUUCAGAAACAUUGUUUAAUAACAUUCGAUUGUCAUUUAUUCGAAUUUGAAAGUUGUCAAAAGUAAUUAUUUCUCCCUAUACGGUAGCUUUAGGUAUAUGUGAUAUGUCAUAAGAAAACUAGUCUUCAUUGCAUUACAAAUUAAUGAAGCAUUCUUUACAUUUGCUUUUAUGACAAAAAAAACUAGUUUAGACUUGUAAAAUUGAUAAAAAUAAUUAUUUGAACAUAAAGUUUGACCAGAGUGAACAAUUUAAACACACAAGUUUAUAACGACGUGCAUCUUGUGCUUUGCAUUUGUUUAAAAGUUGCCUUAUAAUUGUGCGAAGCAUGUCUUCUCAAAUUAAAAAUGCAUCUUAUUCAAAGGUGAUCAGAACUAAAUGUGUUUUUUUUUUAUAAUUCAGGGAUAAAAAAAAAUCAGACUAAGAAACCAUAUACAAUAAUUCAUAGUCUGUUGUCUUCACAGAGAGAAACUUCAAUAAAAAAAAUAUGCUGUCAUUUUAUAAUACCUUCGUGUUUGCCUCGCGGUUGCCUAUUGAUUUGUUUUAAAAUAGGAAGUUUAUAAUGAGGUAUAUAACACAAAGAAAUUUCAUAUUUGAAUCAUUUUUAUGCUCCUCUAAAAAAUUCUUGUCUGAGCUUUUUCUCAGCAACUUAUUACGGGAAUUCAAUGAAACUUUAUGGGAAGCUUCACUACCAAGAGGAGAUGUGCAUGUUAUUAGCCAGUUAUGGUCGGAUGAUUUUUCACAGAGUUAUGGCCCAUUGAAAUUUUCCAUUAACUGUACAUAUUGUGCAUUCUUGUUCGGGCUAUUUCUCAGCAACUAAUGUCUGCAAUUGAAUGAAACUUUAUGGGAAGCUUCACUACCAAGAGGAGAUGUGCAUAUUAUCAGCAAGUUAUGUUCGGAUGAUUUUUCACAGAGUUAUGGCCCUUUGAAAUUUUCAAUAUACUGUACAUAUAGUGCAAUUCUUGUCUGGGCUAUUUAUCCCCAACUAAUAACUUGAAUUCAAUGAAGUUUUAUGGGAAGCUUAACUGCCUUGAAGAGAUGUGCGUGUUAUUUGUGGGUUCUGGUUAGAUGAUUUAUUUAGAGACUCAUGGUCUUUGAAAUUGUUAAGUUGCUAAACCAUCCAUCCUAUUAUUUUGUCCAAAGUUAUGCCCCUCAAGAUGUUUCCUUUUAUCUGAAUAUAUAGUGCAAUAUUGUGACCAAAAAAAACUUUGGGGAGCUUCACCCAUCUCUGACGGCUUGUUUUAAUUAAAUAUUAAUUGUAAAUCCCAUAUCACCUUUUAUCAUACUUUUUUGUAAUUUACAACUUGGUUUUCUGACAAUUGUUUUCCUUGUUUUGUUUCAAAUAGGCAUGAUAUGGUUACUAUUAAAUCAACUUCAUAUGUUCUUCCCUUGUGAUAAGUAUUUUUUAUAUCUAUUUCUUAAUAUUUUUCAGUAGUAAUAAUGUCUAAGAAUGUAUCUGGGUAGAAUGAAUAUCUGUUCUUUUAAAGGUUGUAACUGAUGCUCUAUUUCUUUUGGACAUGACAUGUUACUGUCUCGUUUGUACAGAGAUUCAAUUAAAUACUACAUUUUAUUAUGUGUGAUUCUAUUUUUGUGUUCCAAAUAGGCAGUCUGACAUAUUAGGUAUAUUGAAAACUCUUACAUAUAACAUUUGUAAGUAUCUGUUAUUAAUGAUAGUUAAAUGAAACAAUGGUUGUAUAGUUGUGUAUAUUACAAAGUAUAAUUAUUGUUAUAUUUCGAAAUAUGUUUAUUUUUAUAUUUUAAUUUUCAUACACUUUCAACUAUAAUUUGUAAUAGUGCCGUUGCUACUUAAAUUUUAUGUGGUUUGGAUGCUCACUGUUAUAUUCUAUGCUCCUUCAAAAUACAAUUAAGGUUUCACCUUAACAGUUAUAACGCGAGUGAAAAGCAUCCAUAUGUAGCAAUAUACACUGUAAACAUGUGAUUUAAAACAAGUUUUGUUCAAUUAUCUGUAAAGUUCAUUCAUAACUAUUUUAUAACAUGUCUGCUAAAUCCACUUACUGUAUUCAAGCAUUUUGCAUUAUUGUUUUUGUUUAACACUAGAAACUGUAAAGUUUAUGUGUAAUAAAAUUAUGUUCUGUUCUGUAAUGAUUGUAUGCUGAUGUAGUUGUUGCAUUAACAUUAAGUAGACAUAAAAAUUCGGUAUUCUAUAUACUACUAACAUUUUAUUGUGAUUCAAGUUGUAUUAAGUUUUGUUCUCUAAACAGAUAUUGAAUUAUUUUACUGAUACAACAACAUACGGUAUUAAAGCAGUUCCAUAUAUAGCUAGAUACACUGUUAUCAUGUUUGUCUAAAAUAUCUGUAAAGUCUAUCCAUAACCAAAUUAUGAUAUUUCUGUUAGAAAAAAAACGACAAACUAUAUGUAUUCAUGUAUUUUGUAUAAUCGCUUUGUUUAACACUAGAAACUGUAAAGUUUAUGUGUAAUAAAAUUAUGUUCUGUAUAUUACAUGAUAAUCUAUCAAUGUUGUUUUGUGAACACAACCUCUGGUUCUAUGGAAAAAAAAACACAAACCUUAAGCACUUAAUUUGUCGGUAUGUGUGCAUUUGUGUGUAUGGGUGUGCGAUAAAUUGCAAGUGUUUCCUGUUCGCGUGUUUGUGUUUUGUGUGAAUUAUGUUAAGCAAAUUAAUUUAACAAAAAAGUUUAUUUGACUUUAUUAGAUGAUAGUAUUGAGUGUCCUACCAAGAAAAAUUGGUGCACGCUAUUAAGGGAUCUACUAAGUAAUUUGGGAUUUUAUGAUGCUUGGUUUUUUCAAGAUGUUGGAAAUGAAAAUAUGUUUGUAUCAGUCGUAAGACAAAGAUAGAGCGACAUGUUUGUACAUAAUUGGAAUGAGCGACUUCAUACUUCUACUAGGGCAAAUUUUUAUAAACAUAUCUCCGUUUUUCAAUUUCAACCGUACCUGAAUACAUGUAUAUGCAAUGUCAACAAGUUUCGAGUAAAUUUAUCAAAAUUACGUAUGUCAUCACAUAGAUUAAAUAUCGAGUCAGGCAGAUGGGCUAGACCUACACCAAUUCCAUUAGAUCAAAGAAAGUGUACUGUUUGUAAUUAACUCGAAAAAGAGUUUCAUUUUAUUCUUGAAUGUACAAUAUAUACUGAACUGAGAUCAAAAUAUAUUCCAUUGUAUUACAGACAACGACCAAACAUGUACAAAUUUAUCGAGCUAAUAGAGCUAAUAACAUCAAAUAAUGAACUAUUAAUAAAAAAAUUAAGCUGUUAUAUUUAUCACUCUUUUAAGGUUCGAACGCAUAAUACAUGUGUCAUCAAUUUGAUUUAUUCUGAAAUGUUUUGUGCGGUAUAUAUCUUGUUGUAACUUUAAUUGCAUUUAUUAUGUACUGCAUAUUAAUUGUUGGGAUAGUACCGCAUAUGUAACGUGUUUUUAUUCACGUGUUUUUUAAUCUGUCUUUGUGUUUUAACGGUCGCCUUUAAUGGACUGUCAAAACUGUAUUUGAAUGUAUUUAAUCAAUUGCCAUUAUUAUCUUUUUAAUGAAGGUUAUAUUAUAGUAUCGUGUCUGUUCCUAGAUGUAUUCUACGACAAUAUGGCUGCAUUUUUAGAACUGUUAUGCACUGAUUUACAACUAUUAUGUCUGUCGGUCGGUCGGUCCGUAUACCAGGUGGUUUCCGGAUGAUAACUCAAUAACGCUUGGGCCUAGGAUCAUGAAACUUCAUAGGAACAUUGAUCAUGACUCGCAGAUGACCCCUAUUGAUUUUCAGGUCACUAGGUCAAAGGUCAAGGUCAUGGUGACCCGAAAUAGUAAAAUGGUUUCCGGAUAUCUCAAGAACGCUUAUGCCUAGGAUCAUGAAACUUCAUAGGUACAUUGAUCAUGACUCGCAGAUGACCCCUAUUGAUUUUCAGGUCACAAGGUCAAGGUCACUGUGACCCGAAAUAGUAACAUGGUUUCCGGAUGAUAACUGAAGAACGCUUAUGCCUAGGAUCAUGAAACUUCAUGGGUAGAUUGAUCAUGACUUGCAGAUGACCCCUAUUGAUUUUGAGGUCACUAGGUCAAAGGUCAAGGUCACGGUGACCCGAAAUAGUAAAAUGAUUUUCGGAUGAUAACUCAAGUGUGCUUUUGCCUAGGAUCAUGACACUUCAUAGGUACAUUGAUCGUGACUCGCAGAUGACCCCUAUUGAUUUUUAGGUCACUAGGUCAAAGGUCAAGGUCACGGUGACAAAAAUCGUAUACACACAAUGGCUGCCACUACAACGGACAGCCCAUAUGGGGGGCAUGCAUGUUUUACAAACAGCCCUUGUUUGUAUAUUGCAUUAAAUUGAGUUUAUUAGCCUCAUACACUCUGACGCACUUAGGAUAUAUUUAAUUACAUGUAUACUUUCGAUAAUUAUUUAUGUUCUAGUGUAAUGUAUAAUAACUCAUAAUGUAUAAUAAUUCAUGUAGGCACCGUUGUAACCAAACGAUUUUAUUUCUUUGCAUAACUUUAUUUUGUAUAAUCAUAAACUGUGUAUUGUGGAAACACUGUAUCAUGUAUGCUUGAUUUGUCCACUUGGGCUUUUGGCUUUCUGGAUGGAUUGUUUAAUAAACUAUGUUCUAAAAAAUGCAAA
Dreissena polymorpha is the source of this 7039-nucleotide messenger RNA. RefSeq lists its product as uncharacterized. The record is from RefSeq and is a predicted model, not a curated record. Lineage: Eukaryota; Metazoa; Mollusca; Bivalvia; Myida; Dreissenidae. The transcript is spliced from 11 exons. Bases 1533 to 2075 code for a protein of 180 amino acids.